AUGGCUUUCCUAACUUUGACUUCAGAAGUUCAAACUCCUUUCAUUAUCCCAGAGAUCUCGCCUGUGUCGCCAGCCAGCUCAAGAAAAAACUCCACGCUGAGUGUCAGCCCAGUGGCAACUAACGUCCCGGCGCCAAGCGGCAGGAAGGGAUCGAUCAGUCUGUUGUGA
This is a messenger RNA of Torulaspora globosa, 168 nucleotides long. It is a transcript of the gene SPO24, whose product is annotated as Spo24p. The transcript has a single exon. The coding region runs from base 1 to 168 and encodes 55 amino acids. The record is from RefSeq and is a predicted model, not a curated record. NCBI's taxonomy places the organism in Eukaryota, Fungi, Ascomycota, Saccharomycetes, Saccharomycetales, Saccharomycetaceae.